CGCGCGCACAGACUGACGGUACCGGAGUGAUUUAUAUCACGCCUACCUUGCCUUGGCUUGUGCUUGCGGAAGAGCCGUUACCUGGUUACAGGGGAGUGAUGGAGCAUUGAGUAAUGUAAUCUUCACGACUCCUCAGAUAUGAGAGUUUCUCUCGCGCUCGCUGAGCCAAAGCACCACGCGCCGUUCCUGCAGCGUCUUCGGAGAGCGCGAGCAACGGCUCGUUCAGGAAAAACGCUUUGACCUUUGAAUUAAGUUACAAGUAUCACCACGGACAGUCUCCAGUUUGUCAUAUUCCCAGUUGUGAAGUUUAAGGACAAUGGCCCCCAGCUGAAGGCAGUGACGACAAGAGACUGAGAUGGAGCUGACCUCAGUAGACGCCUCUGCUGUGCUGGACUUAUGGGGCAACGGCUCCGUUCCUGGUUUCCUCCUUAACGAGAGCAUUCUCAAUGACACUUGCUUCCUCAAUGCUUUGAACUGCACUAAUGGGACAGAUGCGGGGAACCGAGCAGGAACAAGCAUGGCAGGAAUCCUCAUCCCUCUUAUUUACAUCAUUGUCUGCGUCGUCGGCCUGGGAGGAAACUCACUGGUCAUCCACAUCGUCCUGCACUACUCCAAGACAGAGUCAGUGACCAACAUCUACAUCCUGAAUCUAGCUAUAGCCGAUGAGCUCUUCAUGCUGGGCCUUCCUUUCCUCGCUGUGCAGAACGCCAUGCACUCCUGGCCCUUCGGCUCCUUCACGUGCAGAUUAGUCAUGACCGUUGACGGCAUUAACCAGUUCACCAGCAUCUUCUGCCUCACAGUGAUGAGCAUCGACCGCUACCUGGCCGUGGUUCAUCCUAUACGGUCCUCAAAAUGGAGGCGACCACAAGUGGCCAAGGCGGUGAAUGGAACAAUCUGGGCGGUCUCGUUUUUGGUAGUCUUGCCUGUGGUGAUUUUUGCAAACGUGCAACGGGAGGGAGGCAUCUGCAACAUCAUUUGGCCGGAGCCAGCCAACAUCUGGGGAGCAGCAUUUAUCAUCUACACCUCCACAGUUGGCUUUUUCUUUCCCUUGUUAGUCAUCUGCAUGUGCUAUCUCCUCAUUGUGAUCAAAAUCCGCAGCUCAGGAAAGAAGGUUCACGCCACUUCGACCAAACGGCGGAAGUCAGAGCGAAAAGUCACGCGAAUGGUGGUGAUCGUUGUGGCUGUGUUUGUUUUCUGCUGGAUGCCGUUUUAUGCCCUCAAUAUCAUAAACCUGGUGGAAUCACUGCGCGAUGAGCCCCAGGGUCUGCAUCUUUUUGUGGUGGUAUUGUCUUACGCUAACAGCUGCGCUAACCCUAUCGUUUACUGCUUCCUUUCGGACAACUUCAAGCGGGGAUUUCGAAAGGCUCUGUGCCGCUCAUCUCGAAGGGUGGAGAACCACGAGUCCACCGAGCAACAGAAUCAAGAGGAACGAAGAAGAGUUCUGAUGCCCAGGGAAAGCCUUAAAAGAGCAGUGAAAAAUGAAGAGGAUGAGGAAGAAGAAGAGUACAGGGAGGAAGUGACAGAGAUGACGGAAAUCUGCAGGAUUACUCAGAAUGGAAACGGAAGCAGACAAGCUGAAAGUAGCCGAGCGCUUUUCUUAGAGAGACCCUCGGGUGCAGGGGUUUCUGAGACAAGUUCCCCAGACAGGAGAGGCACGGCUGGGGAUGUUAAAGGACCAGGCUUUGGAACUGCUGCAACCCUUCUGAACGGGGCUAAAAACGGGAAUGUGAAAACACUGCCAGAGGAACCGGUGGAAAAAAACAGCUCACUAGAGAUCAGCUACUUGUAAACUUGUGAUUUGUGUCAGCUGGAAAAACAGUAUUAUUGUACAUGCCUCCCUGAGUUCUAUCCAGUUUGUAGUUACAGUACAACUCGUCUUAAUGUCUAUGAAAUCUUCUCCUAGUAAUUAGACAUUGUCUAAUUGUAGUAUGGAAGUAUGGAAGUGUACACAUUGUAGUAUGGAAGUGUACAAUCUGGCAACACAAUUGAAAUAGUCACAAUGAAUUUUGCCUUAUUUAUAAGACUUGGCAAAUCAAAACAAGGGUCAUCAGCAGCAUUCCAUGGUAUCAAUACCUAUGGGACCAGCACCACAAUAUGUGAAGCAUCUCUGUGCCUUUUUCUAAAUUUGUUUAGGAGAUUUAAUCAAUGCAGUAAAUCUAUGUCUACGACUGACUGGGCACUAGAUCACUAAAUACAUUUACAUGCACUUUUGCUCAAUUCUAGCUGUUUAUGUGAACAUACUUAGUGAUACUUGUAGCAUACUACUAAGAGAUAAAAUUUGGAAAAUAUUUUGUAAAUGUAAACAGGUCAAAAAUUACACAUCAGCUUGUAGUUUUCUCUAAAUGUAUCUGUAUGUGUUUUUUGCCUUACUUAUAAAAGUAUUGUACACUAAUUGAAAUAUGUUGCAAACAGGUCUUUAAACUCUACAUACACAUUGUUAUAUUAUACAGCUUUGUGAUGCCUAUCAGUUGUGUUCUUAUUUGUUGGCAUUUAUUUAUAUAUAUAUUACACAAAUACUUAACAUAUUAUGUCAGUUUAAAAACUGAAUGUUUAUUAUCCAGAUCA
Messenger RNA from Carassius gibelio (silver crucian carp), 2565 nucleotides. It is a transcript of the gene sstr3a, whose product is annotated as somatostatin receptor 3. Gene Ontology annotation, cellular component: membrane; neuron projection. Lineage: Eukaryota; Metazoa; Chordata; Actinopteri; Cypriniformes; Cyprinidae. Gene Ontology annotation, biological process: neuropeptide signaling pathway. The record is from RefSeq and is a predicted model, not a curated record. Gene Ontology annotation, molecular function: somatostatin receptor activity; neuropeptide binding.